GCCGCUGGGAGACUGCGCGCAAUUUUUUGAAGUCAGUCGAACCUGAGUGGCUCCGAGCUUAUAGCUGCCUUUUUUACAUCUACGGGACUGUCCUGGUCUCAAUUAUCUAAGCAAUUUUGGGCUCUAAUACCUGAGCUUUUUUUUUUACAUUUUUAUCACCAACAAACGAAAUGGCAGAUUGGAAGACGCAGAUCAAUUACAACUACAACCCGUCCUACCACGCCUACGCAUACGGCCUGGUGUACCAACCCGGGCCGGAGCAGAACCACGGGAACAUGACCACCUGGGGAGACACCGAAGUCACGGAUUUGAGCAACUACAACGCCGCCGGGGUCACACAGGCCUACUACGCCACCGCGCCGAGGACCCGGGAGGACUCUCCUCCUCGGAGUCCGGAGCAGCACGCCGUGAGCGGCCACGGUCACUACCAGGGCCCCGGGGUCGUCUACCUCGGUGACACCCAGGCGGGCCGUCUGCUCCUGUCCGGACCCCAGCGGGCUGCGUACGAUGCACGGACACAUGAGGCCAGGCGGGCCGGGAGCGAUUCAACCAGCGACUCGGAGGCGCACACCUCACCAAAUUCAUGGAGUUCUGGCAGCAGUAGAGAAGGAAGUCUACCACAGACAGACCCUGCCUCCUGGGCAAAGAAAGAGCUUGACGAUGAGGCAAGUGGCAGGGGCCCUGAUGCCUGCGAGCAGGUCUCCGGAUCUCUCAUGGAGGAGCCAAGGACCUUUGCGGUCACUGGAAAUGAGGGCACCAACAACACUUCCCCCCUACAUGUACCCUCAACUGCCCCAAAGAAGCCAUGCACUGCUGCUGUAAAUACCCCUAAGGGAAAGGUCCGUGCAGCCUUCUCAGAGGGUCAGAUGAAUGCUCUUGUCCAGCGCUUCAGUGCUCAGAGGUACCUCACCCCGGCUGAAAUGAAGAACCUGGCAGAACUGACGGGGCUGACCUACAAACAGGUUAAGACCUGGUUUCAGAACAGAAGGAUGAAGCUAAGGAGGCACCAGAAAGACACCAGCUGGGUGUCUGAGCGAUACAACAAAGGCAGCCCCAUACGUGGAACCAUGUACACAAACGUCCCCUCACACGCGCCACCUUAUCAGGGAGAAGUCCGACCUCAGCUCAAGGAGCAUUACAAUCCGCACAUGAUGGAGACGGCAUUCAAGAGGACGACUCCCCAAAACAUGGCCUUCUAUCUGGCGGCUAUGGGUUCUGCUGCCGGAUCUGCUGGCUACCCCUCCUGGUCCCCCAGCUCAUCACAGACUGCAAUGCCCUCCAGGCCCCAGGUGGCUGGCUGGUCCAUGCCCCCUGGCGUCAGCCACUACGAAUACAACCCGAAUGUAUUCCACACCGCCAGCGCCGCGUCAGCAAAUAACACUGGGCAGGACACGAGCUUCGACAGCAAAGAUGGGGAGCCUGUCAACAGCCACGGGUCCUUGAACACGCCCAUUGUACACAACGGCAGCCAGUAGUCAAAGUGGAGCUGCUAAGAUUAUUAGCGUUUCUGUAAAGUUACCCAGCAGUCAUGUUUGUUAAUCAAGUUUCCUGACUGUAGAUUGUAAUUAAUCGAGGUAAUCUUUGCACGGCUGGGUGUACAUAAGCCUUGUUCAUACUCCCGUUCAAAACUAGUUUUCCCUUUUUUUACUUUGAAGCUUUAUUUUUAUAUGCAACUAUUUAAUGUAUGUUCGUGUGUGUUCUUUGCGCUUGGUGAUACAAGAUGGAUCCAAGUUGGAUGAAUUCAUUGUAUUACGUUGUUUUUGGAACCUUUUUAAGGCAAAGUACUGACAGAUCUGAUGUGCACACAUUUCAUUUUUCUAUAAAUACAGGUUCGCCUGGCAAAUUUGUUCUAAGUGUUUUAUUAUAAUGGCA
Molecule: messenger RNA, 1872 nt
Organism: Anoplopoma fimbria (sablefish)
Lineage: Eukaryota; Metazoa; Chordata; Actinopteri; Perciformes; Anoplopomatidae
Gene: nanog
Product: nanog homeobox
Exons: 4
Coding region: 171-1475 (434 amino acids)
Biological process (GO): regulation of transcription by RNA polymerase II
Molecular function (GO): RNA polymerase II cis-regulatory region sequence-specific DNA binding; DNA-binding transcription factor activity, RNA polymerase II-specific
Source: RefSeq, a predicted model, not a curated record